Molecule: messenger RNA, 2321 nt
Organism: Haliotis rufescens (red abalone)
Lineage: Eukaryota; Metazoa; Mollusca; Gastropoda; Lepetellida; Haliotidae
Product: mitochondrial amidoxime-reducing component 1-like
Exons: 7
Coding region: 34-1014 (326 amino acids)
Molecular function (GO): molybdenum ion binding; pyridoxal phosphate binding; catalytic activity
Source: RefSeq, a predicted model, not a curated record
GGCCACGCCAAUCAAAUAGACCCAACUCCCAACAUGGCGGGCGCGGAUAUCGAACCAGUCGCUGUGUUCUUUACGUUAGCUGCAGGUGUCGUGAUUAAGUACAUAUUGUCAGCGAUCGUGGGCUCCAGAAAGAGAGAAUAUGAGUUGGUGGGAGAGGUGGCGAGUUUAACAUGCUACCCGAUCAAGUCGUGCGGGGGUUUCAACGUCGAGAGCGGAAAUUGUACGAAUCUAGGUCUCCAAGUUGAAAACGGCGUUAUAGACAGACACUGGGUGGUCAGUGACGGCAGCUACAACAUGCUGUCCUCCAAUCAGAUGCCUACUCUGGCCCUGGUCAGAACCAAGUGUAGCCAUGGACAGUUGAUCCUCGACGCUCCGGACAUGCCGACUCUCACGUUGCCGGCGUCCCCCGUCGUUUUAAGAAGCAAAGUUGUGAACGUUGUCAGCAGCAGCGGCAAGACCCAGCUCGAGGGUCUGGACUGUGGGGAGGAACCAGCCAGCUGGUUCAGCAAGUACCUGGGGCGGGAGGGGGUCAGGCUGCUCCACUCAGCCCCCGGGCUACAGAAGAGGGACAUCACACAGGAGAAGAAGGCCUGGGGGAGUCCGGCUAUUGCUGGCGACCAGGCCGCGUACAGCGACUUCUGUGCCUACCUGUUGAUGUCGGAGACGUCCCAGGCGGCGGUCAACGAGCAGCUGCAGGAGCCUCUCUCCCUCCAGAGCUUCAGACCGACCAUCGUGGUCAAGGGAAGCCGACCAUACGACGAGGACGAGUGGCAGUCGGUAAAGAUCGGGGACAACGCCGUGCUCCGGACAUUGUAUUGUACCCCGAGAUGUAUAAAAGUUAACAUUGAUUUCAAAACCGGCCAACGGAUUAAGGAAAACAAGCCACUGGACUUUCUGAGGACGAUCCGAUGUGUUCCACGGUUCGGGAAGUCCCCCAUUCUCGGGAUCAGCUCGGCGCUCGACCAGGGCGGGAGUGUCCGAGUAGGCGACCCAGUCUACGCUAUGAGGGCGUAAAAAUGUGGAAUGGACAUUAUCCGGAUGACGCACGAACAGAGUCCGUUUCCUAGCUUUCCCUUUAUUGUGGGGCGCUGAGAAUAUAUUCUAGAUUCAUCUUGUGCUUUUCUUUACGGAAUGUUUCAAGGUCUGUGCCCUGAAAUUGAAAAGAAUUGUAAAAUUUUAUGGACGGCUGUGCGCUUAUUUUCAACAUGAGAGGAUUACGAAUACUUACGAUAAUAAUUACGAGAUAGUUAAAAAGUUCAGUUUCCACCCUUGCCGAACUGGACUGGAAUAUAUCAUGGAGUUAUAGUUUGGCUGGACUAACGAUUCUAUACAUAGUCCAAUAAAAAUUCCGUAACGAUAUCGACAGCCGGUUCAACGACAGGGCUACUGCCAUGCCGAAUUCGUUCGAUUGCAAGAUUUCCAGAGCAUGUGUACGUCAGAUAGGCGUCGGCAGAUAUUUUCCAAAAUGUUUCAAAUGUUCAAAUGCUCAAGUGAUAUGAUGCACUUUGCGAGGUCAGACCUGUUUUAUUACAAUAAAGAUCUUCUUUAUUGAUAGAUCUCCAGAUUAUUGAUUAUUUUCUUGGAAGCAAAUGCAAGUGAUAUGAGAGAUGGAAUCUGAUUGGUCUGUAUGGGGCACAUUGAAGGGACAUAACUCGUAAUAGCAACUGGUGGCGCUACAAUCGAGCUUGGAAAUUCCAGCUUAGUUCGGCAAGGGUGGUAACUGGACUUUUAAAGUCAAUUACUCCCUUGCCUCGGGAAGAUGGUAUUACACCGAUUCCGUGAAUUACAAGAAUGCAGAAUGACAGGUAACCCUGUCUGUAGUGCUCCCCGUAUUCGGAUCCUGCUUGUUAAGUAUUGUCCAGCCAGGCUUUUGCUUGGCGUUACCCAAGAUAUGGCCAUCUUCCGUACAAAUAUCCUUUUUACGGGUUUUCAUGGUGUAAAUUGUCGUAUGUGUUUACUGCUGUGUGACGCACUGUUUGAUAUGGACUAUACAAAUUCGUCAGGUUGAAUUAUGUUGAAUUAGUGAUUUAAAUAAUCGAGUCUGGACCAGACAAUCAAGUGAUUGACAUGAGCAUCGAACUUCACAAAUGAGAUACGAUGACAUGCAUCAACCAAGUCGGCGAGCCUGACCACCAGAUCCCGUUUGUCGCCUCUUACGACAAGCCUAGUCGCCAUUUUCGGCAGUCUGCCUGUGUGACCUCGUGUACAUGUGUGUGUCCGUUAACUUUCGUCUUCUCCAAACCAGCUGAAGGAAUGUACCUGAAACCGAUGUGUUCAUGGCCUUUUUAAAAAAUAAAAAACCCAAUGAUUCAAGCUUCAAA